CCCGAUCAAAAAUGUUUGAUUUUCAGACCGGCUUUUAGUUUUAAGUUUUAACUGAAGUUUUAUAAAAUCAACAGUAUUCCUAUUUAAAACUUUGUUUACCACAUUAGACUAAUUUUCAUGUAGCAAAGAUUACAUAGUUUUUUGUUGACAGCUGGUUGAAUUGAUAUUAGAGCUGAUGGCAGCAUGGAGUUUUUGGAUUUUCACCACUGCUGUGAUCUGGUUUGCCAUUUUCCUUACGUAUUUUAUGCCUGUAAAGAAAGAAUUCAUCGGGAUUUCCACACCAGAGACAGUCCUGGAACAAUCAGGGUCCCUCGUGCCAGGGGUUUCCCCUUUGAAACGUCACUACAACAAAACAGUUUUGGUUUUGAUUGAUGCUCUUAGAGCUGAUUUCUUGUUCAGCCCUGAUACUCCAAUGUCCAUGACAAAGAAAUUAGUCUCACAAAACUUGGCUUUAGUGGCUAAAGCCCAUACUCCAACAGUGACUUUGCCAAGAAUCAAGGCUCUGAUGACCGGCAGUGUUCCUGGUUUUGUUGAUGUCAUCUUAAAUUUCGGCUCAACAAAAUAUGAGGGGGACAACAUUUUGGCUCAGAUAAGUCGGGCCGGUAGAAGGGUCGUAUUUUUCGGGGAUGACACAUGGAUCAAACUUUUUUCCGACCAUUUUACAAGAUAUGAAGGCACUACCUCCUUUUUUGUCACUGAUUAUACAGAGGUGGACAACAAUGUGACCAGACAUUUGCCGUUGGAACUCUCUGCAGGGGACUUUGACCUACUUAUCUUGCACUAUCUAGGAUUGGAUCACAUUGGUCAUCUGGCUGGUCCCAACAGUCCAUUGGUUCCUCCAAAGCUCCGAGAAAUGGACGAGGUCAUUGACACAGUAUACAGAUCACUUACAAAGUUGCAGGGAGAGGGACUGCCCAACCUUCUGAUAGUGUGCGGGGACCAUGGAAUGAGUGACCAGGGCAGUCAUGGGGGAGCUUCUUACAGUGAAACUCGAGUACCACUCGCGUUCCUGUCCACCCAACAUAGGUCCAGCACAGGUGGUGUGGUUGAGUCAGAAGUUGAUCAGAUUGACCUUGUUCCUACAUUGUCAGAACUGCUAGGUCUUCCUAUCCCUAGCAACAACCUAGGGCACCUGCUGAUGGACAUGGUUCAAGAGCAAGGUGCUGAGGAACAGUUAGCCUCACUACUGAGGAACACAAUCCAGCUCCUGAAUCUGCUGAGGGAGGACCAGCCAGGUGCCGAUUCAGAAGUUAGAGGUUUUUUCCAUUCAACUUGUCAACUCCAUUCAAAAUGGUUAUCCCUAACUCCACAGGAGAGAAGUAGUGCAAUGGCUCAUCAAAUUCAAAUCAAAUACAACGAGGUCAUCACCAUGGCAACAAGCACCAUCACCAAAAAGUUGACCACUUACGACCUACCAGCUCUGAUCACUUGUGCCAUUGGAUUGUGGACAGCAGCGAUCCUCCUCCUGCUGAGUCAGCAGAGCCCGGUAAGAUGGGUUGUCAUGGUCCAUGUGAUCUCUACCUUGUAUUUGGUCGGCCACCUGACACAAUUCCAGUCUGUUUGGCCGUUCUCUGGGUCCGGGUACUUAAUCUCUGUAGCCUCCCUUAUGCUUGUACUCUCAACAAUUGCACUCCAGGCCAAGAAAACAAUGAAGGAUCAGGUGCUGGAGUGGAUGCGGAGUUCAUUUUGUGGAGGUGGAUCUCUGUGUGGGGGAUUCCUGAUCGCUGGGACGCUCCUCCACACUGUCAGUCUGCUGUCCAGCAGCUACGUGGAGGAAGAACACCAGACCUGGUACUUCCUCUCCACUUCCAUCCACAUUCUCCACUUGAUGUCAGUAAUCCUCACCAUGAACACAAAUCAGCAUCCUUGUAAUGCAUCAUUUAACUCCUCCACAUCAAACCAUUUCCUGAGGAGCUGCCCCAAAUCUGAUGUAGAGAGUGAUCAGGGCUCUCACUCAGACAAAUUCAGACAGGAAGUACUUAACACUGCUGUUUUAUUACUGGCUGCAAGAUUGAUGAGGUCUUGGAACCAGACAGGAAACAAGUGGCUCCACCUACCUGACAUUGGGGACUGGCUGAUUCUAGCAGACAACAGGACACUCCUCUCCGUCCUGGUGGCGGUAUCUCUUCUACUCAUUCUAGUCCUGCAGUCCCGUCGGCUGACCUGGGUGCAGACGAUACUGUCAGCCGCGGGGUUGUUCUGUGUGUUCUGGUCCCGUGCUUCAACUGGUGCCCUCUUUCUUCCCUUUGUUCCUCAAGUGGACAGGGGAAUCCUUCCGGCCAGGCUGAGCUUCCUGUGUGUAUUCCUUGUAUUGGUCAGUCAGUUCCUUCCUGGUCAAACCUCAAGGUCGUCUGUAGGACAUAUGGAUAUCUGUCUGACAGCAUGGACAGUCCUCCAUGUUUUAUUGAUGAGGCCUCAUAACACUGUACUGGUGGCCUUCAUGACAGUCCAGCAGUCUGUGCUUUGUGGAUGUAAACUAGUGCUCUCCCCCUCUGCUGCUGCAGUCUUCUAUGUGUGGAUGGGAAGAGCUGCUUUCUUUUCUCAGGGUAACUCUAACAGUAUAGCCACUGUGGAUGUGGGGGCGGGCUAUGUAGGACAGGAAGAUUACAACGCCUUCCCCGUCGCCUUCCUCCUGGGCCUCGCUACCUAUGCUGGUCCCAUUUACUGGUUCAUGGCCUUUCUUGCAAAGCUCAACACCCUCAAUCCAAGUCGUUGGGACCUUCACCAGGUAUACUUCACUGUGGCAGUGACUUGUUUACUACCGAUGGUGGUCUAUGCGGUGUUCGUGGUGACCGAGCGGUACCAUCUGUUUGUGUGGACGGUGUUUCUACCCAAGUUAUUGUAUUUUGGCAUGGACCUAGUGAUCUACUACCUUCUCUCUGUGAUACUAGUGCUGAAGUACUAUCUACGGUGUGAAUGAUGAUGUACCUCUAUAGUUCUAAUGAUAAAGUACUACACAGGGUUUUAAACUAACUUGAAUUUUUUGCUAGCCAUGUGGGCUACUAAACUUUGUUAUUCCAGGGGCCCACAUCAAAAUUUAGUUGCCCACACUUUAAAUUUAAAAGAAAUAAAAAAAAGAGUUUAUUUUUUUUUCUCAUUUGAUAACAUGCCAUUGUACAUACAUAUACAUUCAUAUUGAAUUUCGAUUUUUAUUAAAAUUUUCAAAUACUUCAUUUUCUAAAAUUUAUAACUCAAGUCUUCUGAAUCAACCACAUGUCUUGUUGUUCUUUUACAGUCAUCUGUAUUGGUUAAUCCAUCUCCUAUUACAAAUAAAAAUCCUUUUCUUUUGGUUGGCUGAUACAACCAUUACCAGAAAUAGAGAAUAAUACAUAACCUUUUCCAUAUCACAGCCAGUAUCAGCCCGAGACUCCAAGAUUCAUUUAUCACUAAGUCUUGUGACCAGUACAUUUGAUUGCAUCAGCUGUAUGUUUGUGUUAUUGUUUUACAUGUUUUAUACGAAUUUAUAUUUAUAAACUACACCUGUAUAUGAUAUACUGCAAUUGAUCCUGUUAAUGUUAUUUUUAUGUAAUAUCUAGUUCAUCUUUUUAUGGUUUCUUGAUCAGGAGAAUAACUGUAUUAACUAUUUAUACAUUUUUGCUCAAAAUAAAUAUGAAUAUAAACAUUGAGUUAAAAAGACGUGUACAUCUGUGAGUCUGUUAUGG
Messenger RNA from Magallana angulata, 3662 nucleotides. RefSeq names its product GPI ethanolamine phosphate transferase 2-like. Bases 176 to 2920 code for a protein of 914 amino acids. Lineage: Eukaryota; Metazoa; Mollusca; Bivalvia; Ostreida; Ostreidae. The record is from RefSeq and is a predicted model, not a curated record. Gene Ontology annotation, cellular component: endoplasmic reticulum membrane. Gene Ontology annotation, biological process: GPI anchor biosynthetic process. The transcript has 12 exons.